UCUGUGAAAGAAGCGGAUUUACCAAUGUUUACACCAAGUUUCUAGUAGAAACAAAAGGGGGUAUUAAAGAACAUACCAUAUUAAUUUCUUGUAAUUCCAUAACAGAAAAGCACUUAUAUAGUCACGUCUUCAAUAAAACAUAAUCACAAUAUCUCCGUCAUCGUUUUCUCAAUAGCCCCCACCAAACCCUUCCUCGCUAGCAUUCUUCCACUCCCUAAAACCUUCCUUACUCCUCUCUUCCAUUCAUGUGGCCCAACUGGUUAAGAUCGCCCUCAAGAUUUCCCCCCUCCCCGAGAUCACAACCUCCGUCACCAAGAUUCUGUUGCUCUUCCUUCAAGGAUAUCCAAACCCUCGUCACUGAAGAACCCGAACCCAUUUCCCCCAAAUCGCCCUCCCUUUUCCACCGGGCCCGGAUCUCCACUUCAGUCCUCCGUUCAUGGGCCCACCGCCAUGCACACCCAUCGACCAAUCAAUCUAUUUCACUGCCAACCCACCUGGACCAACACAUCAUUCUAUACUUUACUAGUCUCCGCAUUGUCCGCAGAACCUUUGAGGAUUGCAGGACCGUCAGAUCCAUCCUCCGUGGGUUUCGUGUCCAGAUAGACGAACGUGAUUUAUCGAUGGACGGUAUGUAUUUAGACGAGUUACAAGAGAUUAUUGGGUCAAAAAAAGUUACUUUACCAAUUGUUUUCAUCGGAGGAAAAUAUAUUGGCGGGGUCAAGGAAAUCACUGAAUUACACGAGAGUGGAGAUUUGAAGAAGCUGAUUGGCGGGUUACCGCUUUCUGUCACCAAUGCCUGUGAUACAUGCGGAGGGCUCAGUUUUGUUCUCUGCGAACAGUGUAGUGGGAGCCACAAGAUCUACACCGCCAAGUAUGGGUUCAAAAACUGCACUGCUUGCAAUGUUAACGGUCUGAUUAGAUGCCCCACUUGUGUUCCUUCGCUACGUAGGCGCAGGUCAUCAUCAUCUUAGCCCAGAAAGUCAAACUAAAAUUAUACAGGACAGUGUUUGGUGUUGUUUAUUUAUGGGAAAUCCCGUGUGUAUUUUAAUGGCUUACAUUUAUUUUCCGGGAUUUGUUUCUUUAGAUGUUUCGGAGUCCCAGCAAUUCUUUUAUCUUACCACCAAGGUUUAUUAUUUGCAAAGU
Populus trichocarpa (black cottonwood) is the source of this 1143-nucleotide messenger RNA. RefSeq lists its product as uncharacterized. The transcript has a single exon. NCBI's taxonomy places the organism in Eukaryota, Viridiplantae, Streptophyta, Magnoliopsida, Malpighiales, Salicaceae. The coding region runs from base 246 to 971 and encodes 241 amino acids. The record is from RefSeq and is a predicted model, not a curated record.